Molecule: messenger RNA, 1929 nt
Organism: Paramisgurnus dabryanus
Lineage: Eukaryota; Metazoa; Chordata; Actinopteri; Cypriniformes; Cobitidae
Gene: ptp4a3a
Product: protein tyrosine phosphatase 4A3a
Biological process (GO): protein dephosphorylation
Source: RefSeq, a predicted model, not a curated record
UAAAACACGGGAGCAGCAUUCAUACAUCAAAUCCCUCACUGUUUGUCCACGACUCCCAGUGCAACUGUACUGCUUCAUAUUAUACUUCACUGUUAUCCAUAACAAAAAAUAGUAUUCAAAAAAUAAAUAGCGAUGCAGAACUAAGUCAGCGUAGCUCUUCCCUUCAGUAGAGGCUUUGUCCAUGGCGUUCUUGCAGAGGACCGGAGACUACUGCCACGCUCAACAUCCACGCGUUUGAACCAGACGAGAAUGCUUCACACGCUACCCGCUGGCCUGCUCUGAUUUCUGGAUGCACUGAGACGCUCUUCCCUCUACUGCCACCCAAAACUCUUUACAAAUCUAAUGGGGUGAUCUUGUCUCUCUGGCUACCGUAAGCCAUUAAAGAGAGGAAACAAGUGAUUUGAGAUUUUAAAACAUCAAGGAGUCUUUAAGUGAUAGACCAGAAGCCGUGGAGAGCAUCUACCGGGUGAAUUUGGUUACAACAGGUUUCUUUCAAAGGCUGGACACGGAGUUGAAGGCGCCACGAUGGCUCGGAUGAACCGGCCGGCCCCAGUAGAGGUGUGCUACAAGAACAUGAGGUUCUUGAUUACCCACAACCCAACAAACUCCACACUAAGCAGCUUCAUUGAGGAUCUUAAGAAGUACGGAGCCACAACGGUGGUCAGAGUUUGCGAGGUGACUUACGAUAAAACCCCUCUGGAGAAGGAUGGAAUCACAGUUGUGGAUUGGCCAUUUGACGAUGGAGCUCCACCUCCCUCCAAAGUGGUAGAGGACUGGCUGAGUUUACUGAAAAGACACUUCAUGGAAGACCCCGGCUGCUGCGUAGCGGUUCACUGCGUGGCCGGUCUAGGAAGAGCUCCAGUACUUGUGGCCGUGGCUUUGAUUGAAAGUGGGAUGAAGUACGAAGAUGCCAUCCAGUUUAUCAGACAGAAACGCAGAGGUGCGAUAAACAGCAAGCAGCUUACCUACCUAGAGAAAUAUCGGCCCAAACAGAGACUGCGCUACAAGCAUCCUCACUUUUUCAAGAACAAGUGUUGCAUCAUGUGACUGCACCUGAACCCGACGGACUGGGCCACAACUGAUGCACUUUGCUGAUUCGCCAUUAAACACAAACUGAUUCGGUCUGGUUGAUUUCUCCCACUGGUGCCUAAAUCUCCUUCACUCGGUUUGUGGCGGGGAUACUGCCAUGGCCUUUCUGAGAUAUGCGGCUCGGGGGUCACUAAAAGGCUUCGUAUCUCCAAGGUCAAUGAGAUACGGCAAGGCAACCUAUGACCUUUGACCCUGCACCAGGACUGAUCGUGCCUCAAAUGAUUGUGAUUAAAAGAGCAAGCUGGUGUGAAAACAAUGUGAAGCUUAGAGAAAAAAAACGUGCCCUUUAUUGCUUUCUCUACUGUUUUUCUUUCUCCCGCUGUCUUGAUCGCUCCCGCCUUGAGAAGACUGAAUCCUUGAAACGUUCAUGUGUCAGCACAAAUCUUUUUACUUUUGACCCUUUCCACGAUGCUUUGAUGUUUUGUGAGCUAACACUGGUCAAAGGGCUCAUGUGAAAGAUUUGUUUUAUAAGCCACCUCAGAUGAGGACCAGAUAUUAAAUGGUUUCUGAAAGCAGAUGAAGGCCUGUAUCUAUAAUGGCCCAUGAAUUGAAUAAUGCUUAUGUGUGUUCAUGUGCUUUACUUGUUCUUUCCGAAUCCAACCAUUUGGUUAUUUGGGUCAUUUUUAAUGUGUAAGGACUGCAGAGCUGAAUUAAAGAGUUUAGAUCUUUCAGGACUCUGGAAAUGAUGCAUCAUUGGUUGUUUACGACUCUUGUCUAUUCAGGUCAACAGAUGUCAGAUGAUGAAGUACAAUAAUAGUUUAAAGGUGGAUUAAAAUUGCUUCUGUUUUUAAGAGCACCCCUCCAGCUGCAUAAUACAAAUAAAGGCUGAUGCAUUUACGA